CUUAUCAUGGAGCGCUAAACAAUAAUAUCAGACUAAGGGAAUUUGUUCUCCUUAAGUUUCUUCUUUCUGAACCAGAGACAGAUUAGAUUGGCAGUCUCAUUGGUUCCUUCCCUUCAGCAUCUGUUUCUGAACAAUUUAAUUAAUGUUAUUCUUAUUCUAUUAAUAUUUCACCUUCCGUAGUUUUAGUUAUAACUUGCAACUACUCUGUCUCUGUCUGUCAAGCUGUGUGUGUGGGAGGGGUCCGAGAGACAGAGACAGAGGCACUAGUAUUGCUCUCCAGUCUCACAUUCACGUCAGUGAUCAGUACAUCUAAGUUGUUCAUGAUCAAUUCUCAUUGAAGAGAUUAGGAAGAUUUGUCGUACUCACUGAUCUUGCCAAUUUCCGUCUUGACCGUUGUGUGUCUGUUUCUUUUCCCAUUUAUAGUACUCAUUCAAUUCAUUGUUGCCUUUCUACAAAAUAAAGAUCCAUGGAGUUUGCUAGAUUCCUUGGCAGCUCUUGUUGGACGGUAGGAAUUUUGAUCUCAGGUAAUGUGAUCGAAGAUAAGGUAAAUGAUUUGGUUUGAUGCGUUUAUGCGUGUGAAAAGGUUAAUCUCAUUGUUGAUUUUUUCAUGGGUGAGUGUAGGAUUUGUGCUUGCAGAAAUGGAAAUGGUGGCUGCAGUUGGGAUCAACUAUGGACAAAUAGGAAACAAUCUGCCUUCGCCGGACGAGGUGGUGCCGCUGAUAAAGUCGGUCGGCGCCACCAAGGUGAAGCUAUACGACGCGGAUCCGCGUGUGCUUCGUGCAUUUGCUAAUACUGGAGUUGAAUUCAUGGUAGGGCUGGGGAAUGAGUACCUAUCAAAGAUGCAAGAUCCAAAGCAAGCUCAAGCCUGGAUUAAAUCAAACGUGCAACCAUACUUGCCGGACACCAAGAUCACUUGCAUCUUCGUGGGAAACGAGGUUUUAACCUUCAACGAUACUUCUCUCAGCCACAGCCUGCUUCCAGCGAUGCAGGGUGUUCACACGGCGCUCGUCAAUCUCGGGCUUGACAAGCAGGUAUCGGUGACCACCACGCACUCUCUGGCGGUUCUGGAAACCUCUUACCCACCUUCCGCCGGAGCAUUUCGUUCCGAUCUCACUUCAUGCCUCACUCCCAUCUUGAGCUUCCACGCCAAAACUGGAUCUCCUUUUCUCAUAAAUGCAUACCCUUACUUCGCCUACAAGGCCAAUCCCAAGCAAGUGGACCUUGAUUUUGUACUGUUUCAGCCUAAUGAAGGGGUUGUGGAUCCUUCCUCGAAUCUGCAUUACGAUAACAUGUUGUUUGCCCAGAUUGAUGCUGUUUACUCAGCCCUGGCAUCUUUGGGUUACGGCAAGUUGUCAGUUCAUAUUUCAGAGACUGGCUGGCCUUCCAAAGGAGACGAUGACGAAGCCGGCGCCACCCCGGAGAAUGCCAAGAAAUAUAAUGGCAAUCUGAUCAAGCUCAUUGCGCACAACCAGAAGAAGGGAACGCCCAUGAAGCCUAACAGCGAUUUGAAUAUUUACGUCUUUGCGCUCUUCAAUGAGAAUAUGAAGCCCGGACCGACUUCCGAGAGGAAUUACGGUCUUUUUAAUCCCGAUGGCACUCCGGCGUAUUCCCUCGGCUUAUCUGGAAGUGACGUCUCUACCAACACUUCCUCCUCCUCCUCCCCCACUUCUCCUGCCGGAUCCUCCUCCUCCUCCUCCACCACCACCACCCCUGAUUCAGGCACUCCGCCGUUGCCUACCACUUCCUCCACCGGUUACAUGGCCAUUUCCUCCGCUCAGGAGAGUUACCAUUUGUUUUGGCCUGUAUCCUUUUUGCUGCCAUGGGCGAUGCUGAAGCUGAUCUUUUACAGGUUGUGAACAUUCUUUUCCAUAAUCCAGCUGUCAGAAUCUGGGGAAAAAAAAACGGAAAAAGAAAUAGCAGUGUUAGUGUUGGCGGUGGAAAAAGAAGAGAGAGAGUAAAGUGGUGAGUCAGAAUGGAGGAGAGAGAGGGAGGAGCCAUACUGUCAUCUUUCCUUUGCUUGUACGCUACUGGUGGUGUUCUUGAACUUUAUCAAGCCCGGGUAACAAGGCGCGACUAACUCGUCAUUGGAUUCGUUGCCCACUUGGAUUCAUAAUGGAAGUCUGCGUCAUCAUGAUUUGGGCCUCCAGAUACUUAGACUUUGCAGUUAUACCUUGCCACGAGUCUGGGUCUUAGAAGUAAAAUAAUGUUGUACUGCUUUUAUUUAUUUAUUAUUGACUUCCAUUUUACAAUCAGAGUUUUUUUUUUUUUUGGGGCCAUGGAUGGGAGGGAGUCUAGUGUUACAUUUUUAAAUUUACUUUGUACUAUUAAUUUAAGUGAAAAUGAAUUUGGAGGUCAUUAUAAUUUACCUCAAUUUUGAAUUAAGUCCCUACACUUUGUUU
Messenger RNA from Neltuma alba, 2399 nucleotides. Its product is annotated as glucan endo-1,3-beta-glucosidase 11. The transcript is spliced from 2 exons. Gene Ontology annotation, biological process: carbohydrate metabolic process. Gene Ontology annotation, molecular function: hydrolase activity, hydrolyzing O-glycosyl compounds. The coding region runs from base 549 to 1856 and encodes 435 amino acids. NCBI's taxonomy places the organism in Eukaryota, Viridiplantae, Streptophyta, Magnoliopsida, Fabales, Fabaceae. The record is from RefSeq and is a predicted model, not a curated record.